AUGGCCGGGAUGCAAGAGAACACAGUAAGGCUGACAGAUGUCUCCUUUGAGCGGAUCAGGUCGGCGGGGAUGGCAGAGCUCUACGACCUGUCUGUCAUGGCCGGCAUACAGGACGACGAGCGACUGGUCCACUGCGAGGAUCUCCGCGAGCGCCUGGUGCUGGUCAAGCGGAAGAUGGAAGGCAGUCACUACACCUGGAAGGAGUUGUUCCAGUCAGUAAAGGAAGAGACGCAGGUCAAGAGAGAGUCGCUGCUGGAACUCAUGAAGACAGUGGAGGAAAUGUUCAAGACGUGUCCCCUCGAUUCCUUGUCGGAGAUCCUCAGAAAGCAGGGCCACGUCCGCAGCCGGGAUUUGCUUCAAGAACUUUCCAACAGAAUCAAGAACUUAAAGGAGCGGAGAAGCUUAGUCAUCAUCGCAGGAGAAACUAACGGAGGCAAGAGUUCCUUCCUGAACUUACUCCUUGGGGAGGACAUUCUACCAACAGACGUGCUGCACUGCACCUUCUCUGUCUGCAAGAUUGUUUAUUCAGAUAAUUACAGCAUCCAAACAUUGGACCAUAGUGGUCAGGUGGAACAUUUCCCAUGCUCAUCACGAGAGGAAGUGAAAGUCAUCCUCCGGAGCAAACUGGCUCAACAGGAGGUCAGAGAGCGACUACAUGGGUCGCCAAUCAAGGAGCUGACCCUGGGCCUGCCUGCAGAUAUUCUCAAGAGUGGGGUCACCCUGGUUGAUACGCCAGGCAUAGGAGAGGAUGAGAAAAUGGAUAACGUGACCAUGAACUUUGUCAGGUUUAACCAUGCCUCAGCAUUUAUUUAUAUCAUCAAAUCAGACACAGCGGGAGGUGUCCAGGAAGACAGGCUGCUCAGUUUCCUGCAGGCCAUUAAAGAAAGAUACUCAGGAGACGCGGAAAUAGAGGCUUUCGAUCCCCGAGCAGCCAUGUUUGUUUGCCAUCGCUGGGACAAUAUUGAGGAGCAUCAAAGAGACAAGGUCAAACAAAAUGCCCUUCAAAAACUGGAAUUUGUGUGGCCAGGUUUUCAGCCAUCUCAGACCUACUUCUUCUCUACAACAGACACAAUGAAACAUUUCCCAGUUGAUGCCCAGUUUGUCACAGACAGUUUCAUGACGCUGCUGAAAGGCAUGAAGAAACUGUUUGAUCGAGCCAGCCACAAUGCCAUUAAACACCAGUACCUGUGGUUGAAGCAUAUGCUGCCAUCAGCGUCCCAUUUCUUGAAGUCCAUGAUUACCCACUGCAUCCACAACAAUGAUGAGCUGGAGAUUUACUUCCGCAACGUUGUCCACAAGCAGAACAGACUCAUGGCCUCCUCCACAGAAAAUUCCAUAAAUCUGCAGACCGAGCUGAAUGAAUUAUCCCAGGAUCUCAAGAGAGUCAUAGUGGACGACCUCAACUUUGACACCAUAAGUGUGCGCAGUGAGCUCAAUGAUUUUGAUGCCAUUUUGUCCAUGUGCUCUGGGGACAAUUUCUUACAUGACAAAGCAAACAGACGACUGCUUGAUGAGAUGAUCAUACGCUGCCUGCUCAAAUAUGUUGAUGAACAUGUCCAUGAUCGCAAUAUAGUUACAGAAAUGGAAUCUCAGAUUCUCUCAGCUAUCCAAGAUCAUCUGGGGCUGUUCAAAAGUCAGAUCAAUCAAAUCAAGUAUGUUUUGCAACAUGGUGGCAACUUUCCCCUGACACCGAGUUCCUCCAGGACAAAUAUGGAGAUAGAUGAUGUCAGCUCACAGCUGGGAGCUUCCAUUAACUCAGCAGACUCUGAUCAUUCAUUGUUUGAUG
Molecule: messenger RNA, 1786 nt
Organism: Candidula unifasciata
Lineage: Eukaryota; Metazoa; Mollusca; Gastropoda; Stylommatophora; Geomitridae
Source: the annotation of a GenBank genome assembly